Messenger RNA from Prorocentrum cordatum, 966 nucleotides. The record is from the annotation of a GenBank genome assembly. NCBI's taxonomy places the organism in Eukaryota, Dinophyceae, Prorocentrales, Prorocentraceae.
GGCGAGUGUCCCGCGCUCGAGCGCCUGGUCGCCCAACAGCUCAAGGGCCAGGCCGCCAGGACUGUCGCCAGCGGGACUAUCUUCCAGGUGAACUUUGUGGUGCAGUUCGGUUUCAUCAUCGUGGCCUUCGCGGUCCUUGUUCGAUAUGAUAACGAUUUGUGGCACGUCCGCAUUAUGCUCGCUCCUGUGGCUGAUGCACGGUGGGUCAUCUACAGUCCAGAUGUGGACAUGUAUACUGGAGACGUGACGGGUGUCCGUGAAUUCCGCCCUGACGGUACCAUCCCGGUGAGUCUGAGAGGUGCCAACAUCUACAUAUUCGGUGCUGGUCGGGCGCCCGACCAGGCAGCUCUCAGAGGGCUGAUGGAGGAGGCGGCUGAUCUUGUGGCGCUCGCUGGCGGCGCUGUCACUGCGGCCGGGGCGGUGCCCGAGGUGUGGCUCUUCGUGGAGUCGAACGCCACCGUCGCCAUCGGAGACGACUGUAUGUCCGGCCCAGAGGUGGUCCUCGACCAGAAUGGGCUGGUGCGCUCCGGAGGAGACAUCCUAACGGUAGAGAGCGUACCCAGGGCGACGGUCCAGCAGUGGAAGCGAGCGCGUGCUGGAACCAUCGAUGUCAGGGUGAUGACGGUGAAGUUCAAUCCAGCAGACGAGCGCUUCCGGCCGCGGUCCAGCGCCGCCGAGGCGACCAGCGAGAGUGCGAUGAACCACUGGCCAGUGAAUGGGGCCACUUACAGCAACUUUGGUUACUUGAUUCAUGGUUCACUGCAACAAUGGUCCAGAAAAUCAUCAUCGGUGUGCUCAUACCUCGAGGCGGCGGGCAGCAUGCAUCAGUUCGGCGUGUCGAACAUUGUGGUGAUUGAGAAGGUAGCCAGACGGCUGCAGACACUCGAGUACCAGUAUGCUGAGAUAUUGCGAGAUGGAGAGCGUGGGGGCGCUGCUGGAGCUGCCGCGGGUGUUGCUGGCAGUGCG